Molecule: messenger RNA, 1062 nt
Organism: Trichoderma atroviride IMI 206040
Lineage: Eukaryota; Fungi; Ascomycota; Sordariomycetes; Hypocreales; Hypocreaceae
Source: RefSeq, a predicted model, not a curated record
AUGCCUCCUGAAAUGCCCAAUUUUAACCCCAUCAACACUCAAGGCCAACCGCAUCAACCCUUCUCCGGAAAUUUCCAUAACGGAGGAUAUGGCCCUCAAGGUAUUCCAUUUCCUGCUCCAGAUCCGCCGCAGCCGGUAUUUCUACCAUCGCCUAUGCAAGCUUCGUUCCCUCCACAGCUCCCAAUGCCGAAUUACCAAGUUCCUGGGCUGCCACUUAGCGGUUAUGAACUCUUGGUAGCAAGGUUGACGGGUAACAUGACGGGAAAGAAACUUGCACCCAUAUAUCGUCGAUUCGAAGGCCUCCAUCACCGGCUACUGCUAUCGAUGCAAGAUGAGCUCAUGGAGAUGGAAGAACAGCUACGCAAUCUUGAUGCAGCAGAUACCCAGCUCCGGAAACACCAUGGAGGGAUACACCCAGCAUCCCGGCGACUAGAGAGCAAUAGCUCAACGGACACUAUCUGGAGGAGGAAGGAGCUGAUCAAAAACAUUGCUGGAAAACUAUACCAAUAUAAUCAGGUCAUCACCUCAUUCAACGCUACUUACGGCUUACCAGAGCCAAACCUUCAAGAAGUCCUCGCCUAUCAAUCUUACCUCAGAGAUUUCAAUCCUAUAGUAGAGGGUGAGUCCCAGUACCUAGACUUUGCAGGCGACCUCGUCCAUCUGGGACGGCGCAAACGGCGGCCGAACGGCAAUCCUCCAGACGAACCGGCCAGCCCGAUAUCUCAAUUCGCCAGCGUGCUUGGGUUUUCUCCUCCGCCUAGCAGUCAAAUCUCCAACGCCAGCAGCUCGAUCCAUCCGGCAGAAGGCAAUUCAAAGCUGGCUCUGAAUCGCCUUGCUAUAGCUCUAGCCGUAAUCGUGCUUGCGCCAAUAGUCAGCUUCGCCGUGAUCCCUGGUUUUGUCGGCCGUAUGACGGUCGUCUUCCUGGUGGGUCUUGGGAGUGCUGCUGCGUUGUUUCAGUCUGGACUGCUUAGGUCUGUGGCGGAGACUCGCAGUAUGACGGAUUGGUUGCUUUGCGUGGGAGUUUAUGGGGCGGCAAUGGCUAUAAUUGCUGGUAUCAUUUGA